AUGAAGCUUUCAUUGGCUCUUCUCGGAUUGAAUGCCAGCAUUGUCUCUGCUUCUCUACUAGAGAAAUGGUCAUCCAGAUUCCAUGCCUCGUCGCACGCGGUGGACAUGUUCAAUACUGCCAUUGAAUGGAACGACGGGUACUGGGACGACGAAGCCGGCUAUCUCAUCAGCACAGCCAGUAGUCCUGGACGCUAUGACAGUCGACACACAGCCUGGUAUGCACCUCAAUUGCUAGCUAGAAAUGGACCGGGCGACGUUGCAAAAGCCAUCCGCAUCUUCGACAAUGUGAUCUCUGGUCAAUAUCUUGAUCCAUCUAAGCAGUGGUAUGGAGAUUAUCAACAAGCGCCUUCGGAACCUCAGCCUGGGACACUGAUAUAUCCCGAUGAAGGUCCAUACGGCUCGUGGGAUCCGAAUAUUCGCGUCUUCGUAGGUUGUUCUUGGAUUGUGGCCUUGAAUGAUUACGGCCAUCUACUUCCACGAGCGACGGUAGCCAAAGUGGAGAAUUCCUUACACAUCGCAGCCAAGGGUGAUCUCUAUCGUGUUGGCGGUGUCGAUGGUGAUAACUCUUACCCCUGUUACUCCAAUCCCUGGUUGAUGCGAACCGUUUUCCACAACUGGGUUGGUGCCCGAGUUGGCGAUGCAAACUUGACCCAGUCUGGUGAAAUAUUUGCACAGGAAAUCUACGACCUCUGGAGUAUGCACCACACAUUGUCUGAAUUCAAUUCUCCCACAUACGCUGGCGUUGCCAUGUGGGCUCUAGCUCUCUGGAAUCAGUAUGCCACAAAGGGCAGUGUAUUGAAGGAGUAUGGACCGGAAAUGCUCAAGGCCAGCUGGAAUGAGCUCGCUCAGCUCUAUAACGCACAUCUAAAGAACCUUGCCGGUCCUUGGGAUCGCUCAUAUGGCUACGAUAUGAAGGAGUACGCAUCUCUCGUUGGCGCUGUUAUCUGGGGUGUCGUUGGCCGCAAGCAUGCGCCCGUCCCCCAGCAGAAUCUGGGGAUGUUCCAUCAAGACGAUUUUGCUUUUUACCCGCUCUUUGCCCUGUCGAUGUCUACAAUGGUGAAGACCCUUCCUGCAAAGGCAAAAGCAAGCUUGCUCAAAUUCCAGGGCGAGCAUAUUUUUACUUCGCAGGCUUUCUCGCCGCCGUUUGAUACCUAUCCUCGCAAUAUUUCCGCUUGGAUCUCCAAGGAUGUGACAAUUGGAGCUGAAGCGAUUGCUGAGAAAGUCAUCGGUGGUCCCGCUAAAAAUCCCGGUCAAUUUAGUCCUGCCGUCAUCCAGUGGGCUAUAGACGAGCAGAAAAUUGGCUGCAUUUCACACUGGGUCACAGAGGCAUCUAUUCAUGCCGUGGCCGCUCCUAGGUCUCUGCACAUCUCAUACCCGAAUGCGUCAUCUUCACACGGCCCUGUUUCUUUUAACUUCUUGUUCAGUGGUCUCACCAUCAACAACGGGUUCAAUGUGACUGGGCUGGAAGGUCUACCUGGUUUGAAAAUCAAGGUUGAGACAAAUGCACGACCGGAUCAUACGAUUACUUACGUCGGUUCUGACGGUGUCAACGAAUUUGCGUAUUACAACGUUACAUAUACGAUGCCGGAGACUUUCACUGGGGAACCAUUUGUGACCCUCCAGGUAGUGUGA
This is a messenger RNA of Penicillium coprophilum, 1632 nucleotides long. RefSeq lists its product as uncharacterized. Lineage: Eukaryota; Fungi; Ascomycota; Eurotiomycetes; Eurotiales; Aspergillaceae. Bases 1 to 1632 code for a protein of 543 amino acids. The record is from RefSeq and is a predicted model, not a curated record. The transcript has 2 exons.